AUGCCCGUCCCGCCCCCUCCAGCGCCCCCGCCCCCGCCAACAUUUGCUCUGGCCAAUACGGAAAAACCUACCUUGAAUAAGUCAGAACAGGCUGGGAGAAAUGCUCUUCUCUCUGACAUCAGCAAAGGGAAGAAACUGAAGAAGACAGUCACCAAUGACAGGAGUGCACCGAUAUUGGACAAGCCUAAAGGAGCCGGUGCCGGUGCCGGGGGCGGUGGCGGUGGCGGUGGCGGUGGAAGUUUUGGAGGGGGUGGCCCACCUGGCUUAGGAGGACUAUUCCAGGCUGGGAUGCCGAAGCUGAGAUCCACAGCCAACAGGGAUGGUGAUCCCGGAGGAAGCCGACCCCCAAUUUUGCCACCAGGAGGAAGAGCCACAUCUGCCAAGCCUUUCUCUCCCCCAAGUGGCCCAGGGAGGUUUCCUGUGCCUUCUCCAGGCCACAGAAGUGGUCCCCCAGAGCCUCAGAGGAACCGAAUGCCUCCCCCGAGGCCCGACGUGGGCUCAAAGCCUGAUAGCGUUCCCCCUCCAGUGCCUAAUACGCCGAGACCCAUUCAAUCAAAUCUGCACAACCGGGGGUCCCCACCAGUGCCUGGGGUCCCCAGGCAGCCCAGCCCUGGGCCGACCCCUCCCCCCUUUCCUGGAAACCGAGGUGCUGCUUUUGGAGGAGGCUCCGUCCGCCAGACGCCCUCCAGCUCUUCCUCGCCCUUCUCCAACAGGCCUCCCCUGCCCCCAACCCCCAGCAGGGCCUUGGAUGACAAACCGCCCCCUCCGCCUCCUCCAGUGGGCAGCAGGCCCUCCAUCCACAGGGAAGCGGUCCCACUGCCUCCCCCUCAGAACAGCAAGCCCCCAGUGCCUUCUACCCCGAGGCCUUCCUCCUCACAGCCACCUCCACCACCACCACCAAGCAGGCCCGGCCCUCCCCCGCUGCCUCCGGGUUCCAGUGGCACUGAUGAAACCCCAAGACUCCCACAGAGGAAUUUGUCCCUUACUUCGUCUACAACCCCCUUAACUUCACCAGGACGAACAGGCCCUCUUCCUCCCCCGCCCAGUGAGAGACCCCCUCCUCCGGUGAGGGACCCACCAGGCAGAUCAGGCCCUCUCCCACCACCCCCUCCAAUAAGCAGAAAUGGCAGCACAUCUCGGGCCCUGCCUGCCACCCCCCAGUUGCCGUCCAGGAGUGGAGUAGAUAAUCCCAGGAGUGGACCCAGGCCUCCUCUUCCUCCUGACAGGCCUGGUGUUGGAGCACCUCCCCCUCCUCCACCAUCAACAUCAAUUAGAAAUGGCUUCCAAGACUCUUCAGGUGAAGAUGAAUGGGAAAGCAGAUUCUACUUCCAUCCAAUUUCUGAUUUGCCACCUCCAGAGCCAUAUGUACCAACGGCCAAAAGUUAUCCCAGUAAAGUGGCGAGAAGUGAAACCCGGAGUGGAUCCAGCAGAAGAGAAAGGGGUGCCCCACCACUGCCUCCCAUCCCAAGGUGAUCUUUGCCUGCUCUUCUCCACCCGAGCCCAAGAGCUCCUUCUGUUGUUGCUCACCCUCCUCCCCUUGUCUCCCCUCGUCCCCUUCAUACUGGCAGUAGGGAGGAAGGGAGGGUGACGUGGGAAUAUGUGUGUGUUGGGGGUGGGGGUGGGAAUGCAGUGAAGAAAUGCACCUAGCUUUUUAUAUUGUGUAUAUUCUCAAAGCUCUUGCUUGCUUCAGCUACAGCCCGCCAGUGUUGGCUGCUUAGGGGUCAGGAGGCUUUUGUGGCAAGGUGGCAGAAAUGCAUUGUGUCCUAGCUUUCAACCAACCAAGUUCAAACAUUCACAGCUAAUUUGCUACAGACUGUAAUAUUAAAGUCCCUGAGAGCUAUUUGCUUCCAUGCCUUUUUUGCGUGCUUGGCUUUCUGUCCGAUUCCAGGAACCACCUAAGCAAGUUGCUGUAUUCAGGGCUCACAUAAAAUUUUUCAAUUACAGGAUGUCCAAUCUUUGGCAGUCUGAGAUAAGUUCUAGGAUAGAGCUGUCCAACAGAAAUACAAUGUGAGCCACAUAUACAGUUUUUUAAUUUCUAGUAGCUAUGUUAAAAAAGGAAAAUAGGUGAAAUUAAUUUUAAUAUAUUUUAUUUAACCCUAACACCCAAAUUAUUAUCAUUUCAACCUGUAAUCAGUAUAACAAUUAUUAAUGAGCUAUUUCACAUUCUGUUUUGGUACUAAGUCUUCAAAAUCCAGUGUGUAUCCUACAUUUGAGAGCACAUCCCCAUUCAGACUAGUCACAUCUCAAGUGCUCGACAGCCCCGUGUGGCCGGUGGCUACUGUUUUGGACAGCACGGGUCUAGAAGCUGCAGGCUAGUGCAAAAACCUCUUGUUUCAAAAACGAAAAAGGCAAGUUGAGCUUGAGCAAUUCAAAAAGUAACUAAAAAUAAAGUUAGGACCUAACACCUUGUUCGGCAGACAGCUUGACCUUCGAUUUUGCUCCCUUAUUUCCCAUCUUUCCUUAAUGUAUGUAUCCAAGUGUUGCUUCACAAUACCAAGGUCAGAAAUUGAUCUAACAGGGUUUACAGUCACGUGGAAUAAAGCCAUUAGAAAGAAACUGAAAGCCAGCUGGGGCCUAGGGACUCAGAGCCAGCUGCCUUGAGUUCACCUGUCCAUUGGACCCCUGCCUUACACUUCAUUCCUCUGCCGCCCAGCACGCAUCUCCAUGCCAGGGAGGCUCAUAGGCUCUGUAGCUGUGGGGGAAAGUCAAGAAAAGGUAGCCAGUUGGAAACGUGGAGGAAGGAAGCAGGUUUGAGUUGAUGGGCAAACUGUGAAAGUCUAAAUCUGAUGUGUAUGGGGUUGAGAGAGAUUGCUACUACAAAU
Messenger RNA from Odobenus rosmarus divergens (Pacific walrus), 2822 nucleotides. RefSeq names its product WAS/WASL interacting protein family, member 1 (gene WIPF1). Lineage: Eukaryota; Metazoa; Chordata; Mammalia; Carnivora; Odobenidae. Gene Ontology annotation, molecular function: actin binding. The transcript has 7 exons. The record is from RefSeq and is a predicted model, not a curated record. The coding region runs from base 1 to 1473 and encodes 490 amino acids.